Messenger RNA from Hypoxylon fragiforme, 1181 nucleotides. RefSeq names its product PRP38 family-domain-containing protein. Gene Ontology annotation, cellular component: precatalytic spliceosome. Lineage: Eukaryota; Fungi; Ascomycota; Sordariomycetes; Xylariales; Hypoxylaceae. Bases 186 to 1055 code for a protein of 289 amino acids. The record is from RefSeq and is a predicted model, not a curated record. The transcript has a single exon.
AAUAUUAUUUACCUUUGAAAGGUUGAAGCUUGUACAGUACUACAGCUUGUACAGCUUGUACAGCUUGCGAUCCAAUCCCACUCUGCUACCGCAACCCAACUUCCAUCGCGCCAAUCAAUGAAUAUACAACUUUCUGCCUGCCAACUCGACUCCUUCCGAAUAUAGAACACUCAAAUUCCAUAAAAAUGGCUUCCGGAAUGCACCGCGCCGACGAGCGGCGCUUCCUCGACGAGCGCGGGUCCUCCGCGUCCCUCGCCCCGAACGGCCUGAACCCCGCGACAAUCAUGGAAAAGGCCGUACGAGAGCGAAUAAUCGACUCGUACUUCUGGAAAGAGCAGUGCUUCGGCGUGAACGAAGCCGACAUCGUCGACCGCGUCGUCGAGCACGUCUCCUUCGUCGGCGGCACGCACGGCGUCACGCAGAAGCCCACCCCCUUCCUCUGCCUCGCCUUCAAGCUGCUGCAGCUCGCGCCCGACGACGACGUGCUCGCCGAGUACCUGCGCUUCGGCGGCGACAAGUUCAAGUACCUGCGCGUCCUCGCCUGCUUCUACGUCCGCCUCACCCGCCGCCCCGAGCACGUCUACCAGACCCUCGAGCCCUUCUUGGAAGACCGCCGCAAGCUGCGCCGCCGUGGCCGCGCCGGCACCAGCUUGACCUACGUCGACCAGUUCGUCGACGACCUGCUGACCAAAGACCGCGUCUGCGCCACGAGCCUGUGGCAGAUGCCCAAACGCGAGAUCCUUGAGGACUUGGAGUUGCUGGAGCCGAGGGUUAGUCCGCUGGGCGACAUUGAGGAUCUGCUCGACGAGGACGAAGAAGAAGAGGCGAAGGUGAACGGUUCUGGUGCCGACGAUGACGACGACGACGAGGGACUGGUUGAAGAGGAGGAGGGAGAGGAGGGAGAGCUGUCGGAUAGGGAUAGAAGACGGAGGAGGUCGACUUCUGGAUCAAGUAGGAGAGGGGGACGAUUUAACUCGAGAGACCGAAGCCGCUCACGCGACCGUAUGGACGUGGAUGAAAGGGAUAGAUCUAGCAGCCGGGAUGGAAGGCGAUAAUGACUAUAAAGGCUACACGGAUUCACAUGGUCGAACUAAGCAAUCGGAUUCAACGCGAACUACCACCUACGACGUUAUACACGGCAACUCGAAAUCUAGGACUGGGUGGGCUAUGAAUAGGCAUGG